CUGUUUAGGUUCUAUGAGCGCAAGAAAGAUUCGCGUGGGAUGACACUUGAAGGUCGUUUGGCGAGACAACUGUUACUUAUCAGGGCAUCUCAAGAUCCAACGAUCUGUGCAGGUGCUGAAGAUGCGUUGGAAAGUGUACUUGGAGCCGUGAGUGCUCAGACCGCAUUUGAACUAUUGCUGUCAUACUUGAUCCACCACCUGAGCACUUGCCCAUACGAUCGGGAAAUGUGGGUUUCUGUGAGAUACCCUCCUGUUGGAUCUGGUUUUAUGUAUCUUUCAAAAUGGGUUAAGGAGAUCAAUGACGGUAGUUUUGUAACUACCUGGCUGAGACGAGGAGGAGCAGAAGUGUUUAGAAAGGGUAUGAACGAUGGUUUGAUCAGUGUACGAAAGUCCUGUGUUGAGGCUAUAGUUGCAUUCCAGGAUAUUGUGGGGGAUAGUGUGUAUGAUUUAUUGGAAGACUUGAGGGAUGACCAAUUGAACUUGGUGAGACACUAUGUAGCCAAGUCGAUAAGAAAGAAAGCUAGUAUUCGAAGUAUGAGUGUAGCAUCUCAGAUGAGAUAAUUCACACACAUACAAAAACACACACACAUACACACACACUACAUACAUACUUAUAUAUAUAUAUAUUAUAUAUAAUUGCUAUUAUUUUUCUUUUAUUUAAUUUUAUUAUUAUUAUUAUUAUUAUUAUUAUUAUUAUUAUAUCUAUAUACAUAUUUCCAU
Molecule: messenger RNA, 720 nt
Organism: Phycomyces blakesleeanus NRRL 1555(-)
Lineage: Eukaryota; Fungi; Mucoromycota; Mucoromycetes; Mucorales; Phycomycetaceae
Exons: 3
Coding region: 40-561 (173 amino acids)
Source: RefSeq, a predicted model, not a curated record